Molecule: messenger RNA, 892 nt
Organism: Anoplophora glabripennis (Asian longhorned beetle)
Lineage: Eukaryota; Metazoa; Arthropoda; Insecta; Coleoptera; Cerambycidae
Gene: RpS4
Product: 40S ribosomal protein S4
Exons: 5
Coding region: 63-848 (261 amino acids)
Biological process (GO): translation
Cellular component (GO): cytosolic small ribosomal subunit; ribosome
Molecular function (GO): structural constituent of ribosome; RNA binding
Source: RefSeq, a predicted model, not a curated record
CUGCAAUUAAAAGUACAACACGAAUCAAAAUCUUCCCCUUCUCUUCCGGUUAAAAAGCCAAGAUGGCCCGAGGUCCAAAAAAGCAUUUGAAACGUUUAAACGCGCCCAAAGCAUGGAUGUUGGACAAAUUGGGGGGUGUGUUUGCCCCUCGUCCAUCCACUGGGCCCCAUAAACUUAGAGAAUCCCUACCAUUAGUUAUUUUUCUCCGUAACAGGUUGAAGUAUGCUCUUACGAAUAGUGAAGUUACUAAGAUUGUUAUGCAAAGAUUAAUCAAAGUUGACGGAAAAGUGAGGACUGAUCCAAAUUACCCGGCUGGUUUUAUGGAUGUUAUCACCAUUGAAAAAACUGGUGAAUUCUUCCGUCUUAUUUAUGAUGUAAAAGGAAGGUUUGCAAUUCAUCGUAUUACAGCUGAGGAAGCCAAGUACAAACUCUGUAAAGUCAAGAGGGUCCAAACUGGCCCAAAAAAUAUUCCAUUCUUGGUUACACACGACGGACGUACCAUUCGUUACCCCGACCCCAACAUAAAAGUUAACGACACAAUCCAGUUGGAGAUUUCCACAGCCAAAAUUUUGGAUUACAUCAAAUUCGAAUCCAGUAACUUGUGCAUGAUUACCGGAGGUAGAAAUUUGGGUCGUGUUGGUACCGUAAUUAACAGAGAACGUCAUCCUGGAUCUUUCGACAUUGUGCAUAUUAAGGAUGCUAAUGGUCAUGUGUUUGCUACUAGGUUAAACAAUGUAUUUAUAAUCGGCAAAGGUGCUAAGGCCUUUGUGUCCUUGCCAAGAGGUAAAGGUGUUAAAUUGUCCAUCGCUGAAGAGAGGGACAAGAGAUUGGCGGCAAAGACCCACUAAUGUUGUAAUAUUACAUCAUUUAUAUUAAAAAAAGUGUAAAAGAG